This is a messenger RNA of Frieseomelitta varia, 1147 nucleotides long. RefSeq names its product probable Bax inhibitor 1 (gene BI-1). Gene Ontology annotation, molecular function: enzyme binding. The record is from RefSeq and is a predicted model, not a curated record. Gene Ontology annotation, biological process: cellular response to unfolded protein; negative regulation of apoptotic signaling pathway; negative regulation of endoribonuclease activity. The transcript is spliced from 4 exons. Lineage: Eukaryota; Metazoa; Arthropoda; Insecta; Hymenoptera; Apidae. Gene Ontology annotation, cellular component: mitochondrial membrane. The coding region runs from base 158 to 868 and encodes 236 amino acids.
AUUUACGCACAGAAAUAUCACUGACGUGUCCAAGGGGAAGGAGACUUCUAGAGUUUAUGAUCAUUCCCAGUUUGUCCAAGAACAUUAGCUGGAAAACAAUAGUGCUUGGCGUAUUGUAUUGAAUUCCGAUAUAUAAUCUGUAUAAGCGAACGAAAUUAUGGCGGCGGUAUUAAAUACAUUUGUAAACUCUUUCACCAAGAGACUGGAGCCUCCCGUUAGACAACACUUGAAAAAUGUCUACGGGUGUCUGUCCAUGUCAACGCUAUCCGCUACCGCAGGAGUUUAUGUUCACAUGUACUCAGAGCUGUUGCAAGCUAAUUUGUUAACAACUCUUGGUACAUUGGGUUUGCUGUUUGCUUUGAUCAGUACACCAGACAACGGGAAAAAUCAAAAAUUACGACUUAGUUAUCUUUUGGGAUUUGCAUUCUUUUCCGGACUUGGUUUGGGUCCUUUACUUCAAUUGGUUAUGAGUAUUAAUCCAAGUAUUAUUGUAACUGCAUUGGUUGGAACAACUGUUGUAUUUGUGUCAUUUAGUAUUUCCUCUCUUUUGGCUGAAAGAGGACGUUGGUUAUAUCUUGGUGGUACCUUAAUUAGCUUGCUAAAUAUUAUGGUUCUGUUUUCAUUCGUGAAUCUAUUAUUACGCUGGUCUUUCUUCUACCAAGCCCAUUUGUACAUUGGACUGUUUUUAAUGUGCGGUUUCGUUAUUUAUGAUACGCAGUUGAUUAUUGAAAAAUACCACAUGGGCAGCAAAGAUUUCAUUCUACAUUCUUUAGAUCUAUUUGUAGAUUUCAUUGGUAUUUUCCGCUACCUCCUCAUAAUCCUCACGCAAAAGGAAAUAUCAAAAGAUCAACGUAAACGCAGAGAUUAAAUGGGAGCAAAGGAAGUUGUAAAAUAUCAUACCAUUCAAGUAAAUCCAUGAACUAGAGGUCUUCAUCCUAUCUAUUCAUAUGUAAGACGUAUAUUUACUAUGAUAAAAUAAAUUUAAAUAAUGCAGCUUAUCAUUACAUCAGAAAAUUUUUAGAAAUGCAUUGGUCAUAAAAACGCAAUGUAUUUAUUUCGAAUUACUUAGUUUUUAUUUUUUUUUUCAAUUAUCUAUUAGAUUUAUAUACAUGUAUACUAUUAAUAGAUAUAAAUUUAUUGUACUAUA